GCACUACUUGUCGCGCGCGGCGCCGGGCCGGGCGCACAAAGAGCCCCGCUGAGGGGCGGGGGAGCCCUGAGGGCGCGGGCACACGGCGGGACCCCCGUGGGCAUGGCUGGACAGCGGCGAUCCCAACCUUUCCCAGAGCAGGGCGUGUGCAGGAGUCCCCUCCCCUGUCAGCAAGGGAUUGCUGCUCGGCUGAGAGUGUGACAGCUGCUGAGCAGAAUGAUGGUAUGAAGCAGAAGAACUUGCAGCAACUUCUGAUACACUUACGUUCCAAAGGAAUUGCUAGUCGUCUCGCUGCUUGGGAGGGUCACCUCUACCCCUGUCGUUUCUACUUCCUGCCUUGCCUCCUUGCUGCUCCAAGAGCUUGAUGCAAACCAGCCACCACAGAGAUGGCGUCUCCUUUACCAGCCAAGCAACGCGCAAAAAUGGAUGACAUCGUGGUGGUAGCCCCGGGAACACAAUCCUCACGGAAUGUCAGCAAUGAUCCAGAUGUCAUAAAACUGCAGGAAAUUCCAACUUUCCAGCCCCUUUUGAAAGGGCUCCUCAGCGGGCAGACGUCUCCCACCAGCGCCAGGCUGGAGAAGCUGGACCCGCAGCAGGUGCUGCAGCUGUGCCUGCGCUACCAGGACCAUCUCCACCAGUGCGCAGAGGCCGUCGCCUUCGAUCAGAACGCGCUCGUCAAGCGCAUCAAGGAGAUGGACCUCUCUGUGGAGACCCUCUACGGCUUCAUGCAGGAGCGCCAGAAGAAGUACGCCAAAUACGCGGAGCAGAUCCAGAAGGUCAACGAGAUGUCCGCCAUCCUUCGCCGGAUCCAGAUGGGCAUCGACCAGACGGUGCCGCUGAUGGAGCGGCUGAACAGCAUGCUGCCCGAGAGCGAGCGGCUGGAGCCCUUCAGCAUGAAACCUGAGCGGGAGCUGAAGGCUUAGCUGACCCCGCAGGCUGCCCCUCUCCAUCCUGCGCGCUCUGGAGUCCGGCACGGAUUGCUCCCGACAGGCCACGCUGGCGGGUGUUGGAAGCAGAGGGCGGCGCUGCCCGACUCUGCCGGGGCAUCGGCUGCCAGAGCUGCACAGCCAGGAAUCCAGGAGCUCCCCUGCCCUGCCGUCUGGAGAAGAUGAUUUACGUUUCUUUCAUCUCUCUCCUCUUGCCCUCCUGUCUCCUUUACCGCCUGUGCAGAGACAUUUGUUUCAUUGCUGUGACUUAGUUGGGGUUUACAGAGGAGGAAUUUUCUUUCAUCUUUUUUUUUUUACUAAAAAAAAUUCAAAGGGAUACAGGGUGUGAUGAACCUUCUAAUAUGAUUUUUGUGCCACUGGGGUUUAGACGAUUAGAUGGCUGCAAGGUGUUUCUGACAUCCCCUGGCCUUGGAAAUAUGUGUGUUUUAUAGGUGAAAGUGUGAGAGCCAGGAACUGGCUUAUUAAAAUCUGCCUGUUAUAAUUAACAUGUUUUGCAUGGCAAGGUUUUGGCAUGUCCUUGAGGUUUCUGUUUCUAUGGGCUUGCUAAUUUAUGAGCCUCUAAAGGAAUAACUGUUCUAGAUAUGUCUGUUAGCGUUAAGCAAGCUUUAGUGUUCCUUUCCCCCUUGCCCUGCAAAUGUCCCCAUGCCCCAGCUGGUGGCAUUUCAUGUUCUUCUGACAGGCACUGGUACCAACCUGCUCGCUUUGCAUCCCAAAGUUGGACAUAAGGUGUCUUUUUUGACUGGGACACUCCAGUUCCCUUGGUGCUGUCUUUUCUACCAGAGAGGUGCACUUGCUUCUUUAUCCUCUAGUGUAUUGAGUGGAGAGACACAAGAAGUGCUUUGGGUCUUCACCCUGCGGAGCUGCCACUGUGCAGCACCUCUCUGAGCUUUGGGUUCUCCCUGUGUAAACCAGGGAUGUUUUACAUGCUGCUGUAAAAGUAUUUCUAGGUCUAGAAACAGGGUUUAGCAGCCUGCAUCACCAGGGCAUGGCAGCUCUUGUUGCAGCAGAAAGAGAACGUAACCAGGAGUGAGGAGCCCUUGAUUUGCUGGGCAAGGGAGGUUUGUGUGUAUUUUGCUGGACCCAGGAUGCUGUCGCUGGUGAGGAGGCUGAAGUGCCCAUGAACCCCGAGGGUGGGUUUAUGUCAGGAGUGCAGUUCCAGUUGUGAGGACAGCCCUCUUUGAGAGUCAGGGACAGACCAGCCUCCAGUACGGCACAAGGUGACUUGCCAAAAGGUUUCCUGUGAGCAUUUGGAAAUAAGAAUGCAGUAGCUUUUUGAUUAUAUUAGUUAUUGCCUGGUGGCAAGAAGCAACAGGCUGUUCGUUUGUUGCAUUUCCAAAGGCCAUAUAGUGUAGAGUGAAUUUCGGUGAUGCAGCAAACUGAUGUGCAUCUGAACCACAGGGGUGGUUGGACCCCAGGGCCUGCUGAACACUGUCUGAAAGCAGAGUCCUGUAGAGAUGAAGCCCCCUGGAAUGAUGCCCUGGGAAGGGCAAUUGACUGCUUCAGAGACGGCAAGGAGCUCAGCAGAUUUUUUUAGCCAGGGCAGCAGAGUGGGCCUCCUUGCCUGCUGCUGCCACCCCAGAGGUUUGAACAGUGAUAUGUACAGUGGCAUAGGCUGUGUGUUGCACGGGAUGCAACCUCCUUGUUCAGGCUUCCUGCCAUAUUUUACACUUGCUUUGUUAAAAGCUGACACGAGGCUUAACCCCUGAGAACCUGCUCGUCAUGGCCCUGCCCACACGGGCUGUCACUGUCCGUCAUGGAAUGCGUCUGUGCUUUCUGCCAUCAGACACACAGGAAUACUGAGCUGCUUUAAAUAGCAGCUGCAGCCAUUUUUGUCCUCUUUGUCCAGAUGAUGCUGUCUGGAUGUUUAAAAUGUGCAACGUUCAGCUGUCUGCCAGAUGGGAUCAUUAAUAUCCCACACGCUGGCGUGCUGGGAGCCUGUGCUAGCGGGAAGAUCCUGAUAGUGGAUGUCAAGGCAGGGCCCUUGAGAUGUUCUCUCCUGUGAGAUGCUCUCUCCUGUAAGGUUUCUAGACAUCUGGCCUCAUGCCAUGACGUAUCAGAUCAAAGCACUGCUCCGUGCAGUGCUAAUGAGGGCAAAUGAGUAGUGUUCCCAUCUGAAGGCUGCAGGACUGAGGGCUGCAAAUCAAUUGCUAGAAAACACCUGGGCACUGGGCUGAGAAUGGGAGAGAAUGCUUGUUCCAGGAACACUGGCUGUGCUGCUGGGCCUCAGAGGUAGAGCUUUCAGGCAGCAAGGGCAGACUGUGAAAGGCCUAAUAGCUUAACUGGAAAGAAAUCAGAGCUGAAAGGGGAAAGGAACCUCUUCCAAAGCUCAUAUGUCAUCACCUGCGUUCCACAGGACAGUCUCUUGUAUGGGUGCUGUUCUCAAGCAACAGUUUACAGUUUUAUUUAAAACACUGUCAUGGCCUUCGUUAACUGUGAGUCUUUGGCCCUCUUGCUAGGGGGAGGACAUCUCCUGCCUCAUCUCCUUGAGCUGUUUGUUGCUUUGCUCCUUGUUGGCUUUGCUCUACACGCUGCUUUCAGGUGCAGGUGAUGCUCAGACUGUCGCUUCACUCCCACGCUGCUCAUCAGGAGACUGAGAUGUGACUGAAGUCACCUUUCUGCUUAUGGAUUCCCUUCUCCAAGCCAAACACUCUUGGAGAAGGCCUCAGGUACCUUUCACACAGGUGUAGUGCUGUGAACAGGAUAAUACGGUGUGCUCACUGAAACCAGGCCUUUCCACCCUUUUCUGCUUUCUGAAGGGGUCUGUGGUUUGGGGUACGAGCUAAGCUUCUUGAUAUGCAGUCUUCUGAAAAGCUGGGGAAGAGGGUGAGUCUGUGGUUCCCUGCUGGCCUGAAGUGCUCUGGUCCUUCCCCUGACUGCUGUUGUGCUGCCACUGGUGUUGGUUGCAUCCCACGCUGGUCCGUGUGCUACCUGUGCAGAAGAGGUUUGCUUUGUUCUUUCUGUUUUUGUAACUGAAUGCAUUGACAGGGUGCUAAAGUGCCAACCUAUCUGCAGGGCAAUUUCUGUGAAGAUCUGGUGAAGGGGACAGAAAAGAGUUUUCGGGGUUUUUUUUAAGUAAAUGUAUUUUAAAUUAAAUAUAUUUAAAUAUAUUUAAAUA
Myiozetetes cayanensis is the source of this 4062-nucleotide messenger RNA. RefSeq names its product BLOC-1 related complex subunit 5 (gene BORCS5). NCBI's taxonomy places the organism in Eukaryota, Metazoa, Chordata, Aves, Passeriformes, Tyrannidae. The record is from RefSeq and is a predicted model, not a curated record. The transcript is spliced from 6 exons. Bases 387 to 923 code for a protein of 178 amino acids. Gene Ontology annotation, cellular component: cytoplasmic side of lysosomal membrane; BORC complex; synaptic vesicle membrane. Gene Ontology annotation, biological process: lysosome localization; positive regulation of anterograde synaptic vesicle transport; organelle transport along microtubule.